Molecule: messenger RNA, 856 nt
Organism: Lycium ferocissimum
Lineage: Eukaryota; Viridiplantae; Streptophyta; Magnoliopsida; Solanales; Solanaceae
Product: NAD(P)H-quinone oxidoreductase subunit L, chloroplastic
Exons: 5
Coding region: 103-657 (184 amino acids)
Molecular function (GO): oxidoreductase activity, acting on NAD(P)H, quinone or similar compound as acceptor
Source: RefSeq, a predicted model, not a curated record
UAUUGUGAAAAAAGACUUGAAAAUAAAGCUCUUCUUCCCUUUUUGUGUGCAUUCUCAACCAUGUACAACUAAAAACCAAGCAGAUAAGGAAAAACCCAAAAGAUGAACUGCUCAUUCAUGAACACCUCCUUUGUUCCUAAGGCUUUGCCUUCUCUUCCUCUUCCUCUUCUCCAUGGAAAAGUCCAGAUAUCAUCAAUCCAACAAAAGGCAUCAAAAGGCAUCAACUUGAAGGCUAUUGAAAGGUUGGUCUCUUCAAAAUCCUCAUUGGCUAUUCAAGUUGGAACACUUUUGGCCACUGUAGGUGCUGAGCCAGCUUUGGCAGUGACAGGAGUGAAUAAUGAAGAAGACUUGAUUUGGGCGUUGACCCAAUUGGCCAUUUCCGCAUUCUUCUACUUCCUUGUUUGCCCACCUAUCAUAAUGACAUGGCUUAGGAAAAGGUGGUACAAGAGGGACCUAUUGGAGAUGUAUUUGCAGUUCAUGUUUGUCUUCAUUUUCUUUCCAGGGGUUCUUCUAUGGGCACCAUUUCUGAACUUCAGAAAGUUCCCAAGAGAUUCAUCAAUGAAGUACCCAUGGUCUACGCCAGAAAAUCCAUCUCAAGUUAAGAAUAUGUACAGGAAGUAUCCAUGGGCUACUGAAGAAGACUAUGAAGUACUAUAAAUAUAGCAUAUACAAGUUCAUAAAUAAUCUCUGACACAUGUAAGUCUGAAUUUGUAUCAUGGUGAUUUAUUGUAUCUUCCACAAUGUAAAGUUGUUGUCAUGUGUUUAUAAAGAUAUAUGCAACAACAAAGAUCUUGUAAAAAGGUCACAUUUACAGAGAUAACUGGAAAAACAAAACUCCAAAGACUUGCGAAACAAA